Molecule: messenger RNA, 891 nt
Organism: Neohortaea acidophila
Lineage: Eukaryota; Fungi; Ascomycota; Dothideomycetes; Mycosphaerellales; Teratosphaeriaceae
Exons: 1
Coding region: 1-891 (296 amino acids)
Source: RefSeq, a predicted model, not a curated record
AUGACAUCCUCCACCACCUCCAGGCCGCCGCCGCAACCAGCAUACCAAGCCACGCCCGGCUCCAUCCUCAACGUCAACCGCAACUUCUACUCCACCCUCGCCAAAGCAGACCGCACCCCGAUCGAAGCCUUCACCCUCCCCAUCCGCUCCGGACGCGCCUGGACCGUUCCCGCCGGCCACAUUGUGCGCUUGUCCACACCGGAGGGCCCGCAAGUCGGCGAUCUGAACAUCUGGAAUCUGCACAAUCCGCGGGAACGCUUCUGGGCAGCGCGCACGCGGCAAUUGCACGCCAGCCAUGUGAGCACGUAUGAUCGGCUGUGGAGCUGUCUGCCGUACUUGCGGCCUAUGGUGACGAUCAUCGCGGACACGCUGGGGGGUCGCGAGGGGUACGAUGUUGACGAAUGGGGGGGACGGUGUCACGAUCUGCUGGGGACGAGGUGUGAUCCGUACGUCAAUCAGAUGCUGAGCGGGGACGAGUAUGAUUUCCACUGUCAUUCGAAUUUGACGCGCGCGGUGCUGCCGUACGGGCUGACGGAGUUUGAUGUGCACGAUGUGUUGAAUGUGUUUCAGGUGACGGGGUUGGACAAGGAGGGGCGGUAUUUCAUGGAGGCGUCGCCGGCGACGCGCGGGGAUUACAUUGAGUUCUUUACGGAGCAGCCAGUGUUGAUGGCGCUGUCGACUUGUCCGGGUGGUGAUUUGUCUACGUGGGGAUGGGGCGAGGGUGGAGGGGGAGAGGAGGGGGAGAAGAAGAGUAUGGUGGAGUGCUGUCGGCCGCUGGGGGUGGAGGUGUUUGCAUUGACCGACCCGGCGGUGUUGAGCGGGUGGAGUGAACCGCAGCCUCCAAAAUAUCGCGGACGCCACGGGAUGCAGAUACCGGGUGGAGAGGCAUAG